Molecule: messenger RNA, 1712 nt
Organism: Patiria miniata (bat star)
Lineage: Eukaryota; Metazoa; Echinodermata; Asteroidea; Valvatida; Asterinidae
Product: acyl-coenzyme A amino acid N-acyltransferase 1-like
Exons: 10
Coding region: 168-1496 (442 amino acids)
Biological process (GO): acyl-CoA metabolic process; fatty acid metabolic process
Molecular function (GO): fatty acyl-CoA hydrolase activity
Source: RefSeq, a predicted model, not a curated record
UAUGCCGUAAAAGUUUUGGCUGAACUUGGUUUCUGCUCGGCCGUGUUGCUUGUCUGGUCAAAAAGUAAUCAGUUAGCGCCGGUUCUCACACUCACAGAAAGUUGCACAGUAAGAAAGAUUUACGCAUCAAUAUCAGGGUAACUUUGGGACCCCUCUCUAUCUCUUGAAUGUCUACCUCCCAAUUUGAGUCCACUAUGCGCCAGCCUAGACUCCUUACAGUUGCUCCUUUUUCAUCCUUGGUAGACAGUAAAGUGACUAUAAGAGCAACUGGUAUGAAGGCUAAUAGCCCUGUAACCAUCAGAUCUUUCGUUCAGCAGGAAACCCGUAGGAGUGGUUUCGUGAAGUUUGAGGCCCAUGCUCAUUACAUCGCGGAUGAUAGGGGAGUCGUAUCAGUCCCUGAUCAGAUGUCACUAGGAGGGACGUACACCGGAGCUGAACCAAUGGGCCUGUUCUGGAGCAUGGUCCCCUCACCAGGCCAGCGCUUUGGCAUCCGCUUCAUUGUCAAAGAUGUCACAGAGCCCAUGGUGGUACACCUCUCCCUACACCGUGGUCAUCUGGAUACGAAGAAACUACAGACGGCUGAACCAGAGGCUACCACGACAGCUGAGAGGCGGUACAUGGGCCAAAACGUAGAGAGGAUCACGGUCCACAGCGGACGCUUGAGGGGGACUUUGUUUAAACCGAAAGGUUCAGGUCCGUUCCCUGGUGUGAUCGACAUGUUUGGCUCCACUGGCGGACUGAUAGAGAUUAGAGCAGCUAUGCUGGCAUCUCGUGGCCUGGCCUGUUACGCUCUGCCGUACUUCAGCUAUGAUGACCUACCUGCUAGCAUGUGGAACCUGGAGCUGGAAUAUUUCAAGGAAGCUGUUGACUGGUUAUGUGGUCAGCCCUUUGUGAGGCCGGGUGGCAUUGGAAUGGUAGGGGUGUCUUCUGGCGCACAGAUAGUCUUUGCCAUGGCAGCUCAUUUUCCAGAAAAGGUGAGAGCAGUAAUCUCUAUCAAUGGCUGUCAUGUUCAUACGCUGUUUCCUCUCACAGUGAAUGGAGUGCCAGUGCCAUAUAUAACAUGUGACAUAGGCAGCAUGAAGCCUGCACCAACGGAAGGUGCCCAAAGUCUGUUUGACACCUUCAAGGCCAUCUAUGAUAUGGAAGAGGACAAUCAUACCAUCUACAGGAUUGAAAAUGCCACAAAUUGCCAGUUUCUGUUCAUCACUGGAGAGGGUGACGAACUCUGGGACAGUUGUUACUACGCACGGGAAGCCAUGAAGCGCCUAGCGAGACAUGGCCGUCACAACUAUCAACUACUGACCUAUCCUGGUGCCGGACAUCUGAUUGAGGUUCUAUAUUCUCCAGUGGCCAUGGUUGUUUAUUCAAUUGCCAUUGGAAGCGUAGUUGACCAUGGAGGUACUAUCAAGGAUACAGCUAAAGCGAUGGAGGACUCGUGGCCCAAGAUGGUCAAGUUCCUGCAUAACUACUGUGGGCGUAACAACUCCAAGCUAUAAGCUCCAAAGUUUGUGAAAUAUGUUGGAACUAUAUGCUGCAGUUGAACAAAUCCUACUUAUUCAAAAAAUAUUACUGAAUUAGAAACAGCAGCUGCUUUGAUAAUUGGCUUAUGUUGAUAAAUGUAUGUUGAUAAAUACAUGUAUAUUUUUCUUUACAAAAAUAGGUUUGCAAUGUAUUAUUGCUGAAAUAUAUUAUAACUAUGCUGCAGUUGCAAA